CUGCUUAUCUGAUCUCCGCUUCCAUUGCCUUCUCUUCGUCUUUCAAAUCCAAUCCCCAGAAUCCCACAAUGGAGGCCUUCUCAUACCAACAGAACCAAGCUUUCCUUGUUGACUCUGCCGGACUGACAACCACCCCAUUUGAGAUGCUUCUCCCCCCACCACAAGUUGGAGAGAUGAGCAAUAACUCCUUCUCUUCCUUCCCCUUUUAUUUCUCUCCUGAAGCCAUCCUAGAGGUCUCAGCUAUUGAUGCCAGUGCCUACCAGAGCAGCAGCUCUCUUGAUACUUCCUCAAAAGCUCCUUCAUCUGAGAGCAAGAUGACUCUUUCCUGGGUGGUAACUGAGCCCCAUGAUGAGGUGGUCCAAAAACAAGAAGUCUCUAUGGAGAAGAAAAGAAAGAUUGGACAUGGGACUUGCUUGUCUUCUGGUCAAACCAAGGAUGUAAAGGAAAGAAAGAGUAGGAAGCAGAGGAAACCCAAUGGUGAUUUGAAGGGAAAAGAGGAUAAGAAGUCCAACGACGAAGUCUCCAAAGCCACAAAAGCUGGUGAAGAGCCUCCUCCAGGGUUCAUUCAUGUAAGAGCCAGGAGAGGUCAAGCUACAGAUAGUCACAGCCUUGCAGAAAGGGCCAGAAGGGAGAAGAUAAGAGGGAGAAUGAAGAUGUUGCAAGGCCUUGUUCCUGGCUGUGACAAGGUUAAUGGAAAGGCCCUUAUGCUAGAUGAGAUAAUUAACUAUGUGCGGUCUUUGCAGAACCAGGUUGAGUUUCUUUCCGCAAAGCUCAUGUUAUAUGACUUUGGAGGGGAUAUUGAUGACUCCAUGAACAUAUUAGAGAAAAUGGGGAUCAUACCACAACAAGUGCCAUUUGGGAACCAAACCACUCACAUUCAGGCUCCAUCUUUUGAGAAUGCUACCAAUAACUACCAAAUAAAAGAUCCUUCAGUUCCUCUUUUACUAAAUUGCCAGCAACCCACAGCCUUUUCACAGGAUGGUGACAGUUUUAUGGUGCAAGUGGGAGAACAGAGACAACAAUUUCUCAAUCAAGUAGAUUUCACCAAUAUGUGCUCUUUUCAGUAGAGAAAGAAGGCCCUUUGAUACCCUUGGUCUGCCAUAAGAGAUAUGCCUGAACAUGUAAAAGAGAUGCUUCUGUGGCCAAUAGGAGACACAACCGGACAAGAUACCUAGAUGGAAUGGUAGUUCUCAUUGUUCUUGAAAUGGUUUUUCCCCAAGAUGCCUUGCUCUCAGUCCAUGUGAAGGAGAUUUUCCUCAAAAGAAAUGCCGGCGACAAUGAGACCAUAUCUGUUGGGGAUCCUUCCUGUUGUGGCCUUUUGGACCAGUAGAUUCAUGCACAAAUUCUGAAGGACAAGUCCUGAUGUUAAUCCUAAAAAAAUAAUAAGAAAAUUCUAAUUAAAGAGA
Messenger RNA from Elaeis guineensis (African oil palm), 1406 nucleotides. RefSeq names its product basic helix-loop-helix protein 80. The record is from RefSeq and is a predicted model, not a curated record. Gene Ontology annotation, molecular function: protein dimerization activity; DNA-binding transcription factor activity. Gene Ontology annotation, biological process: regulation of DNA-templated transcription. Gene Ontology annotation, cellular component: nucleus. NCBI's taxonomy places the organism in Eukaryota, Viridiplantae, Streptophyta, Magnoliopsida, Arecales, Arecaceae.